Molecule: messenger RNA, 2213 nt
Organism: Neoarius graeffei (lesser salmon catfish)
Lineage: Eukaryota; Metazoa; Chordata; Actinopteri; Siluriformes; Ariidae
Exons: 5
Coding region: 515-1192 (225 amino acids)
Molecular function (GO): GTPase activity; GTP binding
Source: RefSeq, a predicted model, not a curated record
GUGACCACUUUGUAAUUUGAUGAGUGGCUUUAAUAAAUAAUGGAGCUUUUUCUAGGAUCUCCAUAACCAGUGGUGUUCCUGGUCGCUCUUUGAAAGACAGAGGCACAACACUGCAUUGAGAAAAACAACAAACUGCUUCUCCCUUUUGGAACAGUGCCAUUAUUUGGUAUGAACAUGAAUCCUGAAUAGUAAGUAUUUGCAGCUUGUUAUUUGGUCUGACUUCUUGUGCCUUGUUGUGUUGUGCUUUAUAUUUAAGUUAAGGAUUUUUCAUCAUGUUGCUAAAAGGAAAUGAGGACUCUGGAUCUGCUUCAUUGUGGGUGUGUAAUUCCUUGUUAGUCUUUUAUUUUUAAUGUAAAAGUACAUGACGUAGGGCAGAAAUGUUUUUGAAUAAGCAUGUAUUAAAUAAUGCAUGAGCAAAAUGGAUCUCCAUGGUGCAGUUGUAGGUGUCUGAAAUUAGGAAACGUUACUGUGUGGUGUUAUGUUCCUCGGUUGUUAGAGUUUUGUGUCUGCUAAGAUGAGGGGGAAAAUUACAAGCUGCCAAAGGCUUGUUUGCAUUUGUGUUGUGCUUUCUCUUAGUGACUACCUAUUCAAGCUGCUGCUGAUUGGAGACUCUGGUGUGGGGAAGUCAUGUCUGCUGUUACGUUUUGCUGAUGACACCUAUACUGAAAGCUACAUCAGCACGAUAGGGGUUGACUUCAAAAUCAGGACUAUUGAAAUGGACAGCAAGAUAGUGAAGCUGCAAAUUUGGGAUACAGCUGGUCAGGAGAGAUUUCGCACUAUUACUUCCAGCUAUUACAGAGGUGCCCAUGGGAUUAUCAUUGUAUAUGAUGUUACUGACCAGGAGUCCUUCAACAACAUAAAGCAGUGGCUGGAGGAGAUUGAUCGCUAUGCAUGUGAAAAUGUCUCAAAGUUGCUUGUGGGGAACAAAAGUGAUUUAACUUCAAAAAAAGUGGUGGACUUCACUACAGCAAAGGAACUUGCUGAGACACUUAAAAUCCCAUUCCUUGAGACAAGUGCAAAGAAUGCAAGCAAUGUGGAGAAGGCAUUUUUAACGAUGGCCUCUGAAAUCCAGAAGCGAGUCGUGGAAGACAAUGUUCAGAACGAGACAGUCAAAGUGGGAAAAAUCAAUAGUGCUCCUCUGUGGCAUGGAGCUCAGAAAGCAACUGCUGAGGAGGUCAACACCUGCUGUUAGUGCUAACAGACUCAACAUGGAGUAUGUUCAGGGUAUUUGCAUAUUUAAAAAAGAAUAUUUUGUGGACUAAUUGUAUUUCACAGUUUAUACUGAUUGAUGUCUUAUGUCUCUUUAUGAAUGAAUAUGCUCUAAACAUCCUCGCUGUGUUGCAUAUUGUUUUAAAGGUCCUAAGUGUCAGAUUAAACAAGUAUAGUAACAAUGGUGGAUCAGUGACGGACAGUUAUUUAGCAAAAAUGUUAUUUUACAGAGUGAAAUAGUUUAUUGCUUAUAAAUGAGAACUAAAACACUAGUUGGGUAUAGUAGUCGGUAAUAUUAGUCAGAAAACCCAUAUUAGAUUAAUUAGAUUAACAUCUUAAACUGUCAGGUCCUUAACAGCAGGUCCAGAUUUCUAUUCCUCACGCUUAUGCCUGCAUACAUUUUCUAUUAGUUUCAGUGUAGUCAAUGAAUAAUAUUUUACUUAUGAUACUAUAAAUAACAGAAUAAGCUGGAACUUUAACAAGUUAAACAAUAAAAAUCUACGAGUGGUUUUUAUAAUACAAACAAAUUUAGCAUUUUCACCAUUCAUCAGAAUGCCAACCAAACAGGAAAAAUAGCACAAUUUUUAGAAAGAUGAUGUGCCUCUGAUCAUGUGGGCUGUUGAUCAGUCAACUAAAUGGAUUAAAAAUUAAAAUAUCUAACAUGUGGGGCCUUAAAUUUUGAUUUAAAAAAUAUGUAAUUGCCUUAGAGUAAGUUUACUUUUUCUUCAAAAUAUUCUAAUAUUCAAAAGAUUGAUAAGGUUAUGUUUGGAUAUUUUAAGUAGAUUUUUCAUGUUUUGUCUGUGAUUAAUAAUAAUUAAAAAAAAUUAAAUAAUUUGACAGUCAUUGUUUGCUAUCAGAUUUGAGCCCAAGAGUCUUCAAAGACAAACAAAUAAUAACAUAAGGGGCACAAAGUUCUGUUGCACUUGUUUUGUUUGUUUGUUUGUUCCCCCCCCCCCCCCCCUUUUCCAGUGGUUGAGUUCACAUAAACAAAACAAAAAACCUUC